UGCAGGAGCUCAGCUGUCCCACCCUUCCCCAGCAAGUGCAGCCAGCCUCACGGAGGCGCUAUCCCUCAGGCACUGACAUCUGACAAAGGCGACAGCACAGCGAGCAAGCUACACCUCGGGUCACCGACGGUCCGUCCCGACGGCCAAGCACACGUGUGUUCGGCUCCCUGGACCACCGCAGCCAUCGUGUGUCUAGGCGGCAGGGCCCCGUGUGCUGUUUGCCAUGAUUCGGCGUCAGUCCCAUCGAUGGGAGUUCGAGGCCUCCACUCACUUCUUCCUCAUCCGGCCGCGGGCCUACUUCUCCAGUCGGCAGGCGGCAGAGCUCUCGUCCUCCCCCUCCACCCCGCACGACAACUCUCUCGUCAUCGACCGCCGCACCAGGAGCAUCACCACCGUCCCGUCCAACGCGCAGCUCAUGCAGCAGCUGAUGCAGCGGCCGGCAAGGCAGGGCGGCGAGCGGGACAAGUGGGUCGAGAGGAGGGAGUUCGACGCGCUACUCGGCGUCGUCACGAUCGAGAAUGCCGCUUACCUGGUGCUGGUGACUGACAGUACCAAGAUCUGUUCCAUGCCGUCGGUGGGCGGGGCGUCCAAGGACAACAAGGACAUCUACACCAUCAAGGCGGCCGAGUGCAUCCCCUAUCGGCCGUGUCCCCCCGGCAUGCCACCCGGCGCACCAUCGGGUCCCGCGGCGCCGGCGUCGAGCGGCCCAGGCGGUCUCAAGGGCGGGGAUCAUGCCAAGUAUGUGUCCAACAUCGAGAAGCUGCUCAGCUCGGGCUUCUACUACUCGUAUGACUAUGAUCUCACCCACACACUGCAGCGAAAGAGGAACCAAGAGUAAGCAAGCUGAUUGCGGGCGGGGGAGAUCUGCUGUGUGUUGUGUGGCUUCUCAUGUGCUGUGUGUUGUGUCAGGCUGUCGUCUGCUGAGAGUGCCCCAUUAGUGGAGAUAGCAGACGAGCGGUUCUUCUGGAACCGGUGGCUGUGCCAGCCCUUCCUCGACAGCAAAGUCGCCCCCUACUGGCUCGUACCAAUCGUGCAAGGUGACUACCCCACCUAAACUAAACACACACACUCCCGUAAAGGGAAGGGGCUAUGCACUGACUGCACUUGAUUGUAUGUAUGGUUGAUGGUAUGUAUGGUGGGUUCGUGCGUGCAGGUCACGUGAAGAUGGCGAGCCUUGAGGAGGGCGGCAACCGGCUGGAUCUGAUUCUCAUCAGCCGGCGGUCGUGCAGGCGGGGCGGCACGCGCUACAACGCCAGGGGCAUCGACGACGAGGGGCAGGUUGCCAACUUCGUCGAGACCGAGCAGCUCACCUAUAUCAACAGACAGAGGGUCCUCUCCUUCGUACAGAUACGCGGAUCGGUGCCCGUCUUCUGGGAGCAGACUGGUGCGUGCGGUGGGGUGGGAAGGAACCAACAGGCAGGGCAGGAGAUGAGGGAGGCUUGGCUUGUCGCACUCUGUGUCUGUCUGCCAACCGGGUGGGGUGAUGUUGAUGUGGUGUGUCCACCAGGUUUGGCGGCCAACACGACAGUGACCCGGCCGCCGUAUUUCACGUACAAGGCGUGCAAGCGUCACCAGGACGAGAUCAUCCACCACUACGGCGAGAUCAUGUACGUCGACCUACUCAGCGGCAACAAACUGCAGGAGACCCGCAUCACCGAGGCCCUCAACAAGCAGCUCUCACACCUCUGGUGCCCACGGCCGGAGGACGGACGGCCGCCUGACGCUCCCCCCAUCCCGCAGGGCGAGGCCGGCAACCCUGGGGGCCUCGAGGCCAAGUACAAGAAGCUCCUCUCCUACACACACUUCGAUUUCCACCAAGAGGUCAGUCAGUCAGCUCAUGAGACAUACAGACAGCACAGAGAGAGGGAUAGAUGUGAGGUGUGUGGGCGUGUGUGUGUAGGUGAAGGAUCUGGGGUUUGAGCUGGCGCUGCAUUCUCUGAUCCACUCGAAGCUGACGCCCUUCUUGUCACGGUCGGGCUUAUACGACUCUGACGACCCCUCCAAGUGGCAGACGGGCGUCAUCAGGACCAACUGCCUCGAUUGCCUCGACAGAACCAACGCCGUCCAGUGGUACGUUCUCGCCAUCCAUCCAUCCGCAUACGCACACACGCUUCCACGUGUGAUGAGGAUGGCUUGGUCUGUUUGCUUGCGUGUGUGUGUGUUGGUGUGUUGGCUUGAAGGUACAUCACCUGGUCGAUGCUGGCGCAGCAUCUCAUGCCCAUCCCCGCCCUCCAGGUCUUCGUCGCCGAGGAGACGCCUGCCGGCUCGCAGCAGCAGCAACAGCCGAUGGUGAGCCAAGUGAAACGACCGACCAGCUGGCCACGGCAAACACAAUGGCCAUUGAUUGCAUGUGUGUGGGUGCUGUCUGUGUCACAUCAGGCGCAGCCGCAGCUGGUAGGGACUGCGAUGGAGAAGAUGGAGAAGGCGGCGGACGGCCUGCGGUCCAACUCACAGAUGCAGCUGGAGCCUGAGAGGGUACCGCCACUCAAAGCAAUGCUCUCGUCCAUGUGGGCUGAACAGGUGAGCUAGCUGCGCAGAAGAAUGCCGUUGUUGUGUGGUCGAGGGUCGUUCCCGUCUCCCCCCAUUUCGUGUGUGUGUGUGUGUGUGUAGGGCGACGCGAUAUCAGUCCAGUAUACGGGGACCGGGUCCAUCCUGUCGUCUGUCAUCAAGCAGGGCAAGUCGUCCAUCACAACCAACAUAGAGCACGCACUCCGCUCCAUCGGCAGGUACAGACAGCCUGGCACAUGAAGAAGACCGACCGACACACCCACACCUCCCUCCCUCUCUCUCUCUCUCUCACCCAUUGCCAUCAUUGCCAUCAUGAUGCACUCACGCAGGUUCUACCAGAACAACUUCGAGGACAGCCUGCGUCAGGAGUGCAUCGACCUCCUGCUCGGCCGCCACCGCAUCUCCGGCACCCGCACCACCAGAUUCGAAGACCCCUCCAUGGCGGCAUACCCCCGUGACGCCUCAGCCCCGCCCCUCCCCACCCGCCCCAACACAUCCGAGGGCACCUCCCCCAUUGCCCAUGGCGACGUGCUGCGCGAGCGGCACGCCACCGACCACGACGUCAUCCCUGAGGACAACGCGCCCACUGAUGGCACCCAGCACAAGGCCGCCAUCAGGAGGAUGUCCACCACGGGCGGCGAAGGGGCCCAGGGCCGGUCCAAUGCGCCCAAGCCAGCCUCCUCCUCUGCACACCACCACCCCGGCCACCAUCCUCACCACCACCAUCACACGUCACGGGGUGGCGGGGCGUCGUCAGGGCCGCUGUCGGGCGGGAUGUCUGUGAAGGACCCCAACCGGCGUCGGCUGACGGUUUGGGUGGGGAGCUGGAACCUGGGGGGCAAGAGGCUGGACGGCACCAUUCGGCACUGGCUAGAGCCCGACCCCGGCUGGCAGCCCUGGUGGGAGAGCCUCAAGGACAAGUAUGGCGUCUCCGCCCCGCCAAUCCGCGAGGACGACCAGGCGGAACACCUCCCGGACAUAUUCAUUCUCUGCAUACAGGAACUGGUAGGCACCGCACCCCGCCGGCCGGGCAAACAAGACAGACACCACCGCCAGUAGUCUCUUGUUGAUGGAUGUGUGUCUGUGGUCAGAUUGAGUUGUCCGGCUACAAUGUGAUCAUGGGCAGUCCAGACAAGGACCGGGAGGAGGGCAUCGAGAGCGCCGUGGACUUCAUCCUGCGCAACCUGGGGCUGCGCGGUGCGUCAGGUCAGCCGCUGUAUCGGCGCGUGCAGAGUGUGGCGAUGGUGGGCCUCUACUCGGUCAUGUUCGCCAAAGACGCGCUCAGGGAGGUCCUCUCGGGCUUCGACGUCGGCUCCGUCAAAGUGGGCUUCAAGGGCAGCACCGGCAACAAGGUAAGGUACACCCAUGGUGUGGCCACACACACGCAAACCAAGAAUCGGCCAGCGUGUGUGUGUAUGUGGGUGGGUGUGAUUUGAUUGCCCUCCUAUUGUCCAGGGUGCCGUGUGUAUCCGAUUUGUGGUCGGCGCCACUCCUGUCUGUGUCGUCAAUGUGCACCUCUCCCCUGGUCAGCCACCACGCAGCCCAACACAACACAGCACAACACAGCGUGUUGUGUGUGCAGGUCAGGAGAAGGUCGACGAGCGGUGUCGUGAGUUCCGUAGCAUCCUGCAGCAGGCCUUCCAGAGCGUGCGGUCGCACUACUCCAUCCUGGAGCACGACGCCAUCAUCGUGGCCGGCGACUUCAACUUCCGCGUCAACAUGGACAAGGACGACAUUCGCAGGAACAUGACAACCGAACAGGGCAUUCAGAAAUGCAUCUUGUAAGCUAAGUCCUAUGAAUGAAUGGCAUGGCAACACUGGCCGAAUGGCUGGCUGGCAUAGUCCUUGAGCACUGGUCUCUCUCUGCGUUGCGUGUGUGUGGUCAGCCACGAUCAGCUGACCCGUGCGCGCAAGGCUGAUGAGUAUUUUCGUUACUUCCGGGAGCCGCCGCUGCGGUUCGGCCCCACCUACAAGUACAUCGCAUGCAGCACCGAAUUCGACUGGAAGAGGGCACCCGCAUGGUACAGCCCACACACACUCACACACGCACACCCUCACCCAAACCACCCAUCCCUUGUCCUGUCGUCAUGAUCCAUCCGUCCAUCCAUCCGCUCACCGCACCAUUGUCUGCUUGCAGGUGUGACAGGAUUCUGUUCACGGGCAAGCAGAUCCGCUCCCUCACCUACUGCCGCCACGACCUCUCCACCAGCGACCACCGACCCAUCUCGGCGCUGUUCGAGGUGGUGGUCCGCCUGCGGCCGCCACAGUACCGGCCGCAGAACGGCGUGCCCUACCACCACCCGCCCAACCACUCGUACCGAUACGAGAUACCCACCACGGCGGGGUUGAGGGUGGAGGGGGAGUCGCCCAGGCUGACCGUGCACCCGCCGCUGAGGGCGCCAGACGUCGCAUACAACAACGAUGGACGGGUAAGGGCAAGGAGAGGAGAGAGGAUGGGAUGCCUGUCUAUCGAGCUAACAGGGGGUAUUCUUAUGCCUUGUCCGUGUGUGUGCUGCAGGAGUCCUCGUCUGGGCCGCGGUCUGUCCGGUCUGCUGAAGAGGCCAGGAGGUGCGUGAGAUCCUCAGACCAACACAUGAACAAACAGCCGUGACUUGCUGACCGCUUCGUGUGUGCGCGCGUGGCUUCCUUUCUUCCUUCAGUGAGUCUGAGAGCGUCGCCGAGUCGUUCACUCUGAUCGACCUGUCCGACAGCCAGUCCCCCUCCCUCUGCCCCCAGCCCCCGCCCCCAUACCCAUCCAGCGCACCAUCCUCACCCCUACCAUCAGUCAUCCACACACCUUCAGAGCCGCCGCUCUCCUCGCCCGAGUGGACGGCAUCUGAGGCACCAUCGCCAUCAGUCUCUCCGGACCCCAGGCCACCGCAUGACGAGUCGAAGACGCAGCAAGCUUCGUCGUCAUCAGGACCACCGCCACGACCAAAAGCGGCGAGCAGUGGCAAAGAGCCGGCUGCCAACCUCACGUCGCCGGGGCUGGGCAGAGGUGAGGAAGGAAGGCGACACGGGGAAGGUUUCGUCGGCCAUGGAGGCUUACCUGCGCACUCGUGUGUCCACUCAGGUGGCAAAGGCGGGCUCUCGGCGCCGCCAGAAUGGGCCAUCGUCAACACAUCCGGAUCACAGGUGCGAUGCACACCUGAUAAAGAGAAGAAAUGCCCUCAUUGACCAUUGUCGCUGUCUUCCGUCAUGUGUGUGCAGCGGUCCGUGGCGUCCGGCUCAUCCGGGGAGUUCUCAUCCGAGUACGAGCUGCUGGCGGCCCCGUCGCGCCUCCCGUCGUCCAACUCGCCCUCACAAGGGGCCUCAUCGCCGUCAUCGUCUCUCAGGCCGCCCCCUCCCCCACCCCCACCCCCACCAGCCCAGCCGCAACCUCAGCCAGCGCCCCCUGCACCGGUGCGCCCAUCGGCUGCGACGGCCAAUCCGCCUGUCGCAGCGGUGAGGACCGUGCAGGGGCCACUGGCGCAGCAGAAUGGGCCAUUGGUCCCCGCACAGCCUGUGCCAGCGUCGGUGUUGGCGAAGCGAGAGGAGGGGCAUUCGUCUCUUGUGGACUACCUUAGUUCAUCACGUGAGCACGCAAUACACUGAUAGCACGUACACACAGAGUCUGCUGUAUGUCGUUGGCGUUGGUGUGUGUUUCGCUGCGCAGUUGCGAGCUUGCCCGAAGAUUUGUUGUCAGCCCGACCUCGCGAGCAAGGUGAGACGGCCGAGCAACACUCGGUCGUGGGACAGAUGAAAGACACUGAUCGACCGAUCUGUCUGUGUUUUCGACGAACAGAUUUGUUGUCUGGUUCCCCGUACCACCACCGCCACGUGAGCAACCCACUGUCGCCCCUGAUGCUGGCAGCAGACAGCGUCCGCCCAACCUCAACCGUCAGUAGCCAUCCCCCCGUGCCCCUUCCCCCCACACGCCCGUCCCCUCCCUCCUCCUUCCACCACUACAUCGACAACAUCCACGACAGUCGACUCAUGGCCACGGCCGCGCCACCAAGUGCUGCGAGCGUCCCUCUCAUGGGCUCCUCGCCGCCCGGCCAGUCUUUGUGGGCGGGCGGUGACGGGCGGGGUCGCGCCCCCUCUCCUGAGCCUGCAGUGUCGCAUUCGAUGGGCGACGCCAGCCUAGAUGACGUCUUUGGUGCCGCUGCUGCUGCUUCUGCUUCUGUGAUGGGUGGCGAGUCGGGUCAGAGGGAUGGAGGUGACGUGAAGAAGCAGCAUCAGCAGCAGCCGCCUCAGGACGAUCUGAUAGACGAUUGGUGGAUGCAGGAUGGGGCCAAAGAGUGAUGUGUGUAUGUGUGUAUGUGUGUGUGAGUUGUUAGUUGAGAGAGAGAGAGUGUGAGUGAGAUGAGAUGCGGAUUUUUCGCGCCGUGUCUGUCUGUCUGUAUUUGCCCUGCAUGCUUGUGUGGUGUGGAAAUUGCGCCUGCUGGUGUGGGUGGGGGAGAGAUGGUGGGCGGACGGACGGAUGGUGGGCGGAUGGGAUCAUGGAGUGGGAAUGGAUGUGACGAGACUAGUCUCAGAAAGGCUGACGUGCGAUGGACAUCAUGGCCGAGGCUGAUCCAUAUGUGUGUGUAAAGCGCUUCAUGCACU
Molecule: messenger RNA, 7095 nt
Organism: Vitrella brassicaformis
Lineage: Eukaryota; Vitrellaceae
Source: the annotation of a GenBank genome assembly